Messenger RNA from Cimex lectularius (bed bug), 4169 nucleotides. RefSeq names its product gamma-aminobutyric acid type B receptor subunit 2 (gene GABA-B-R2). The transcript is spliced from 17 exons. Gene Ontology annotation, cellular component: membrane; G protein-coupled receptor heterodimeric complex. The record is from RefSeq and is a predicted model, not a curated record. The coding region runs from base 8 to 3193 and encodes 1061 amino acids. Gene Ontology annotation, molecular function: G protein-coupled GABA receptor activity. Gene Ontology annotation, biological process: gamma-aminobutyric acid signaling pathway; G protein-coupled receptor signaling pathway. Lineage: Eukaryota; Metazoa; Arthropoda; Insecta; Hemiptera; Cimicidae.
GUGACCGAUGUUGUCGUGGUGGUUGGGGGCGGGGGCGCUCUGCUGGGUGGUGGUCGCGGCCCAGCGGCCCACUGGCCUCAACAAAAGACACGACCUCUACAUCGCCGGCUUUUUCCCUUACGGCCGACACGUACCGGAAUCGCACAUCGGACGCGGCGUGAUGCCUGCCGUGAAACUCGCCUUGGACCAUAUCAACGACAGCCCCACCGUCCUGCGUAACUACAGGCUCCAUAUGUGGUGGAACGACACUGAGUGCAAUGCCGCCGUGGGGAUGAAAGCAUUCUUUGACAUGAUGCACGAGGGCCCACACAAAGUGAUGUUGUUUGGGGCGGCGUGCACGCAGGUCACAGAUCCUAUAGCAAAGGCGUCCAAGCGAUGGCACCUCACACAGUUAUCGUACGCCGACACGCAUCCGAUGUUCACCUCCGACCACUUUCCUAACUUUUAUCGGGUAGUACCGAGUGAAAACGCCUUCAACGCCCCACGGCUCAAAUUAAUGCAGCACUUCAAUUGGACGAGAGUCGGCACCAUUUAUCAGAACGAACCACGCUACUCACUCGCUCACAACCGACUUGUCGCUGAUCUCGACUUGAUGAAGUUCGAAGUCGAAGAGACGCAGAGCUUCGCAAACGAAGUGGCAACCGCCAUUGGGAAAUUAAAAGAAAAAGACAUAAGGAUAGUUUUAGGAAACUUCAACGAGUCAUGGGCACGACACGUCUUUUGCGAAGCGCACAGAGUCGGCAUGACGGGGAGGAAAUACCAGUGGCUUCUGAUGGGAACUUACAGCCCAUCCUGGUGGUUAGACCCGGCUCCGUGUCCCAGCCACACACUUGCUCAGGCUUUGGACGGCGUCAUUUUGACAGAUCUUCUUCCGCUGGCUACUAGUGGAGAAAUAACGAUAUCGGGAAUUACCGCCGAUGAGUAUAAAGAAGAAUACGAUUCGAGAAGAGGAAACGAGUAUUCAAGGUUCCACGGCUACACCUAUGACGGCGUUUGGGCGGUGGCUCUUGCGAUUCAGCAUGUGGCACACAGGGUGCGGCACGUCAAAAAGAACCAGACUGUCGUCGACUUUCAGUACAGGGAUCCUGAAUGGGAACAUUUGUUCUUAGAGGCGCUCAGAAACACUAGCUUCGAAGGUGUCACAGGACCAGUGAGGUUCUACGACAAUGAGAGAAAAGCGAGUAUCCUCCUCAAACAAUUUCAAAAUGGAAGUGAGGCAAAAGUUGGCGAGUUCAACGGAGUGACUCAUGAAUUAGACCUUAGUAGAGGUCAAGGAAUUAGAUGGGCAAAUGGAAGAGGACCGCCAAAGGAUAGAACACAUCAAAUCCUCGAACAUUCUCACGUUAAUGUCGCCAUAUAUUCAUCGCUCGCCGUUGUGGCAUCGUUAGGCAUAGUGCUAGCCACAGUAUUUCUAUGUAUCAACAUUAAAUACAGAAAUCAAAGGUAUAUAAAAAUGUCCAGCCCAUAUUUAAAUAAUGUGAUAAUUAUCGGGAGUAUCCUUACAUAUUCGAGUGUAAUAUUUCUUGGGUUGGAUUCAAGACUGACUAGCAUUGAGGCAUUCCCGUACAUUUGUACCGCAAGAGCAUGGCUCUUGAUGGCUGGUUUUUCCCUUGCCUUUGGGGCAAUGUUCUCCAAAACAUGGAGAGUGCAUUCAAUAUUUACUGAUGUCAAGUUAAAUAAAAAAGUAAUUAAAGACUACCAGCUCUAUAUGGUAGUUGGAGUUCUUCUUGCGAUAGACCUAAUCAUUAUGACUACAUGGCAGGUAACUGAUCCAUUUUUCCGAUCGACCAAACGCAUGGAGCCAUAUCCUCAUCCAAGAAGUGAAGAUAUCAUAAUAUAUCCAGAAAAUGAAUAUUGUAGAAGUAACUACAUGAACAUAUUUGUAGGAAUUAUUUAUGCUUACAAAGGAUUAUUAAUGAUAUUUGGUGCCUUCUUGGCAUGGGAAACAAGACAUGUUAGCAUACCUGCUCUCAACGAUUCCAAGUAUGUCGGUAUGAGUGUAUACAAUGUGGUACUGAUGUGUAUCAUGGGAGCAGCGGUAUCUUUUGUUCUAUCUGAUGAACAGAAUGCAGCAUUCGUCCUAAUAUCUGUAUUUAUACUUUUCUGCGCUACAAUCACACUUUGUUUGGUUUUUGUACCGAAGCUAGUCGAAUUAAGGAGAAAUCCACAGGGUGUGAUAGAUAAGAGAAUAAGGGCGACGCUAAGACCCAUGUCUAAGACGAGAAGGGAUUCAUCGGAGUUGGAAGAGAAGUUUAAAGAUGCCAAAACGUCAAACCAGAGAUGGAGGAAGUUGUUACUCGAGAGGGACAACGAACUCCAGGCACUCCUGAGGUUGUUAGGACAAGAAGAGAAAGUCGUUUCCAAUCCACCUGUACCUCAAGAAGUCACUCAACUUAAAAAAGAACCACCAUCUGCUACUGAAACUACAGAAGUAAGUUCGGUGUGUUCAAAUAACUCAUCACAUGAGGGAGGAGAAUAUGGAGCCCUCAUUGAUACCCCUGCUCAAAAAAAAAAGACUAGUUUCUGCAAUAGCAAGAAUGUGCCAGCAGCUGCUUUAGAAGAAAUGACUGGAGGAAGCAGUCUUUCAGUUAUAACAGAAGCUAGACAUUCUGUUAAAACAGCUCAGCAUUCCCCUUCAAGCCAGCAAUCCAGUAAGGCUGUGUCUUGGGAAGAAUGUCCAAGAGGGAGUAGUAACUCACUUAGAAGAAGAUCGAGCGGAGCAAAAAUCAGCCAUACACCUCCCCCUCAAAGGCGAACUUCGAUGCCAGGAAGGCGGACACCCACAUUUGUUCACCAAGAUGAACUCUGGCUGACUCAGAGACAUUGUAGAACCCGUUGCAGCAAUCCAGCAACUAAUGAAGGUACAAAUGAAAAUUAUGAAAACGUGAUAGUUUCAGAUGAGGACGUGUCUGUGAUACAAAGGUCGGUAUCAGAAAGAAGAGACAAAUGCUGUCAUGGCAGUUCAGGUGCCAUCCAACAGACAGGAGUAAGGAUGACUAGUAGUUUAAAAAAGCCGACUCCAGCCCAUGUACAGAGCACACCUAAUGUGCUAGGAGGAGCGCUGAGCGAAGGAGAGUUACUCGAUCUUUCGAUCCUCCCUAUAUUCCAAAAACUCCUUACUGAGAGAAAAGGAGCCGCCAUCGCAUCCUGCCCAAACAUCGCCAUCAAAUGUGACAUCGUUGAAUAUCUAUAACACAUCUUCCAUCAUUCCUGUUCCAAAAAUUUACCUAGAACUUUUUCUCAAAUUUCGACUGCCAUGUGCACUACCUUUGUGAUAAGUAUAAUUAUUUUAUUUAUAUUCUGUGUACACUCAGAAAAAAAUGAAAAGGGAAAUUAUUGUGUAAACCCUGUAGCAGUCAGUACUCUCUUUACCAAAUAUAAUCACUGAUGUAUUGAAACCUGGGCUAGUUCAAUUUAAAAAUCCCUUGGAAAAAAGGCUAUGACUGGGUUAAUUGAUAUUGAUUUCAUCAGGGGCACAAAGCAAUAAUAAUUGUACAAUCUCAUUUAUAGUGAGAUGAAAUGACUGAAAUUUUACUUUUUUACCUAAUAGAUUAAUAAUAAAUAAUAAAUUUAUUAUCAUAACUUAACUAGGACAUAUUUUUGUUUACAUUAAAAAAAAAAAACAAUCGACUUCCAAAUUCGACCGAAUCUUCAUUAUAUUUUUGUUUUGCUUUCUAGAAAAAAAAAAGUGUAGAAUAAAAUGACAAUCAAUAAACUAGAGUAUAAUUUCAAUAAGCUGUUGUGUUCCUGAUGGCUGCAUUAAUAUACAAACUCAAAUUAUUUAAUAGUUAAUUUCACUUUAUUGUUUUAAUAAUGAUCUUGGUCCACAGUAUUAUUAAAUGGAUACCACAGAAUGUUUGGGACUGGAAAAUUUGUGUUUUAUACAAAAUGAAAAUAUAUUUAAAAUAUAUAUACAAAUGUGGAGUGGUAAAUUAAAAGGCCAAACGGUGGAUAAGCAGGAGUGAUUGUGGAAUUCAAAUAAAAUUUACUAAAAAUGAACAUAGAUAGCCUAAUAUAAUUUGCUCAAAAUGUCAAUUACUUAAGCUUCUUUACCUUCUACUGCAAACAUUGAAAUCAGCACAACGAGAAUAAAAGGCAGUUGCUAUAUUUUAAGAAAAAUUGUUUGUUUCUCUGUUUGUUUGUUGUGUUGACAAGUGUUCUUUUUAUUU